Molecule: messenger RNA, 2742 nt
Organism: Xenia sp. Carnegie-2017
Lineage: Eukaryota; Metazoa; Cnidaria; Anthozoa; Malacalcyonacea; Xeniidae
Product: HMG domain-containing protein 3-like
Exons: 8
Coding region: 104-1951 (615 amino acids)
Source: RefSeq, a predicted model, not a curated record
UAAAAGGUAACUGUUUAUUUAAAUCGAACAAAGCAACCUUUUAUUAUUGCAUUGUCUUCACUCCAACGAAAAUAUUCUCCAACGGUUUAGUUCCUUAUUGAAAAUGACAUUCUUUCCAUUAACUAAAACAGCAAAAAGAUUUGUUGUUUGUAUUGACAUUGUCUUGUCUCCUAGUUACCUUCCUGUAGAAACCAUCUGUUUUUAUUGUAAAUCACCACUAACUGAGCCACACUGUGUAACAAGAAAUGCAAAGUUGGUAACUAUGAAAGGGAUUAUUGAAGGAAUUUCGCUGUUUGCAAAGUUUUGUGUCGAGUGCAAGAUACCGUACAGAUACCAGGAGUAUUCAGCUGGUGUUCACAAUUUUAAUGACAACUGGCUUUUAAGUUUGGGAAUAUGUGAUAUGAUCAGAAAACAUCUUCAGGUUCACAACGCUGUCAGUCGCACUGUUGAGGCAAUUGAAAACUGGCUGCAGUUGCGACCAUUUCAGUUACCACGUGGUCAAAUGAUGAACGCGUAUCUUCACUUUGAAGCUCUCUCAGAUCAUGACUAUGGGUUUUCUUGUGUUUUGUGUGGACACUUUCCUCCCCUGUUAACUCUAGAUGUAGACAAGAAAGGAAUCUUUGAACUAGCGGUUAGUGAACUUCAGUUGCCAGACCCCGAAUCCGAUGCUCCUGCAGAUGAAGUGGACGCUGAAAAGUACUGGCAACAAGUGAACUGUGGGAUCUUAUACAGAGGAGUAUUGAGAGGUACUGAAAAAAACCCUUUAGAAAUCAAGCCUUCAUAUAAGUUUUGGGCCCCAUAUAUUGGCCCAAAAUGCAGAAGAGGAAGGAAACUAUUUAUUACCGAAUACAUGAAAGCGUAUCAUAAACAAAACCUAACAUCAGCUGGGGCUACAUCUGAUGAAUGUUCAAUUGAAAAGCUCAUGGAUUUGUUCUGUGAAGGAAAAGUACCUGUUAUAAGAGAAAUGGCCAGAAGUUUAAAUGUGAGCGACAAGGGGUCGAAACUUGAUAUAAUUAACCGUAUAAAAUCUGUUUUGAAUAUCGAAGAAACGUUUCUUAAACUUUUCUCAAAGAUGUGGGGUGGUUCAGGCGGUUGGUUGGGAAUGACGUGUCCACAUGGAGUAUGCUAUGGUCUGAAAUGGCUAUUGCGACAAGAAGGACCACGAGAUCAUGUGGACAUGCUUAUGAAUCUCGCUGCUGUUCCGAAUGUUACCAUAUUGGAUAUGGCAAACAUGAUUGUAGCUCAUGCAAGGAACAGAGGAUACGACGUUUUUCAUCCAUUCCAAGGUCGUGUUGCUGAAUAUAGCCUGGAAAAUAUCAGACGAGCUAAUAGUGGUGAGCUAGAGAUAGACUGGCCUUGGUUUCCAAACGGAGAAAGAUGCGACUUGUCAACUGUCGUACAAAGGUCGGAUGGUGAGCAGCUUCUGUGUAAUCCCUCAACUAGAUCUUCUGAUCAUUACUGCCUGUUUGAUCAAUUUCACGAGAAAAAUUCCACGAACCCAGCCGACUGGUUGCGAAGAGUGUCUUGCGUUAACCAACUUGCCGGGAAGAUCAAUUCAGAAACUGCUGAACAACUCAACAACAGACGAAACCGUGAUAAUUACUUCACAACAUCUUUGUCAACUCACAAUUCCGUCUUCAUGGAGCGAUUGGCAACUCAUUUUAGUAAUGAGAAAUUAAACCAACGUAUCAUAAAUACUCAUCGCAAGCAGUUUGGAAUGGCUAUGAGUUUUAACUCCUUCGGUCAACUUAUAAGUAGAAAUGAAGAUGAUUGGACCGAGCAGGCAUCACAACCAAAACGCGUCCGUUUGUCGACUGAAAGUCUUUCAACAGCUAACAGACCUGCCACAAGUAGCACUGGAACACUAAAUGAUGCUUGUGAUGAGUUGACACACGUUGCUGAGAAAAUGAAUCCCUCAGCUACAAGCAGCUACGACCUUGUUAUAGACUAGUUGUGACCUCGUCAGUCGUCAUCAAAGCUUAAGUGAUAUUUGACAUAAAGGAAGCUCAAUUUCUGUUUGGUUGUUCACAGCUUGGCAAAGAACAUUGUAACAAGUCGAAUUCCAAAGUCGAAUUCCAUUACCAUCUGUAGAUCUAAUUUCAAUAUAUAUACUUAUUCAUAUAGAACUGAUGUCCAAUGCCUGAACACUAAAUUCAAAUUUCUUUCAAGCAUUUCAUCAAAUUUUCUCAAAUUCUUAUAUAAUUCAUAAAACAUCUAAUUAUACCUAAUGUGAAAAUUUUAUGUAAAAUAAAGACGUCCUUCGAUGUGAACUGAUAUCCUUAUACUAUAUUAUAUACUAUAUAUAGUAUACAUACGUAUAGAUAGCCAAUGCCUAAAUAGAAUCUUAAGUUCUUUGAAGUAUUUCAUCAAAUUUUCUCAAAUUCUUAUAUAAUUCAUAAAACUUCUAAUCAUACCUAAUGUGAAAAUUUUAUAUAAAAUAAAGACGUCCUUCGAUGUGAACUGAUAUCCUUACACUAUAUUAUAUACUAUAUAUAGUAUAUAUACAUACGUAUAGAUAGCCAAUGCCUAAAUAGAAUCUUAAGUUCUUUGAAGCAUUUCAUCAAAUUUUCUCAAAUUCUUAUAUAAUUCAUAAAACUUCUAAUUAUGCCUAAAGUGAAAAUUUUAUGUAAAAUAAAGACGUCCUUCGAUGUGAACUGAUAUCCUUAUACUAUAUUAUAUACUAUAUAUAGUAUACAUACGUAUAGAUAGCCAAUGCCUAAAUAGAAUCUUAAGUUCUUUGAA